CCGCUGGGGAAACGGGAGCGGCUGGCAGCUCCUCUGCAGCCCCCGGUCCCGGGGGGCGUGAAACCUGGGGGUCUCGUGGUGGACACCAGCAGCUCCUCUCGCUGUCUCUCUCCCUCCCCUACUCUCUCUCCCUCUCCAACGACUUUAAGAAAGCUAGCUGUGUGGCCCGUUCCGGUAGCCGAUUGAUUUGUAAAGGACACCGGCAGAGAAAAGGAUGUCUUUGGAUCUCCCCUCACCUGAAAAUAAAUUAACACGUUUCUGACCCAGGAGGGAGAAGCGCCCAGAGUCAGCCCCUAAGAAAGAAUGGCGAGGAGGCAGCGAAGCCUCCCAAAGAUGUGUGUUGUCCUCUUCUGUGCCCUUUUGAGAUGUCACCACUUGGUAGUGAGCUCAGGUGUUAGGAGGGGGACGGGGCUGACGUUUCCAUAUUUCUGGACCGAAAGGAUCUUCGGGGAUGCCUCUAAAAGGAUGUUCACUAAAGUAGAGAACUCCUGAUUUGAAAUAAUCUGUUCCGGCACAUGAACGGAGUUAACAACUUCAAUAUGGUUGUACACCACGGUGCUUGUCUUUGAAGUAAUACAAAACAGCCUAAACUAAGACAGAUUAAGAUAUGGCAUAAAACUGUUUAAAAGGACAAAUCUCCUUCGUAAAGGCUUCUCUUACGCUUUCGGAGAUGUGCCGAUGGAGAUCUGGCUGUUACUACCACAAACUGAUUAUAGUUUGAAGGGAGGAGACUGGGAGCCGCAGAACAGGAUUGUCUUUGGCCUCUUGUAACCUGGCUAGGGCAAGGGAUGCAGUUCUGUUCACACAUCUCUCUCACUGGGGUGAUCUGAAGAUACCUCCUAACAAAAAAGGUGUGCUGGGCUAUGCAGCUAUGAAGGGAGGGGUGGAAUGUGUUCCAUCCGUCUCAGUGAACCUCUGUUAAAGUUGAGACCAAGGAAGGAUCUCGUAGAGACCCUCUUGCAUGAAAUGAUACAUGCCUAUUUAUUUGUCACUAAUAAUGAUAAAGACCGGGAGGGCCACGGCCCAGAGUUUUGUAAACAUAUGCAUCGCAUCAAUCGCCUGACUGGAGCUAAUAUAACGGUGUACCAUACUUUCCACGACGAGGUGGAUGAGUACCGGCGACACUGGUGGCGCUGCAAUGGGCCUUGUCAGUACAAGAAACCCUACUACGGUUAUGUCAAACGCGCCACCAACAGGGCACCCUCUGUGCAUGACUACUGGUGGGCCGAGCACCAGAAGACCUGUGGCGGCACCUACAUCAAAAUCAAGGAACCAGAGAAUUACUCAAAAAAGGGCAAAGGAAAGACAAAAGUAGGAAAGCAGCCAACAGCAGCUGAAAAUAAAGAUAAAUCUAACAGAGGUGAGACCCAGCUGUUGAUCCCUUUCAGUGGGAAAGGAUAUGUUCUAGGAGAAACGAGCAACUCGCCUUCAUCGGGAAAGUUUGUCACUUCGUAUGCUAUUAAUAAAACCCAAGAUCUUUUAAGUCAAGACCAUUCGGCAAAAGCUCUCAGACCUAGUUCUAAAAUUGAGGUGAAAUUUGAACAGAAUGGUUCAAGUAAAAAAACUCCUCUAGUGUCCCCUAUUCUUACUGCCAGUCACCAAAAUGUUUUAAGCAACUACUUUCCUAGGGUCUCAGUUGCCAACCAAAAGACCUUCCGAAAUGUGAAUGGAUCUCCAACAAAAAGCCUAACAACCGGUGACAUCACUAAAAACUCCAUCUCUUCUGGAUCUCACAAAAGGGUCACCUCUUCUAAGAUAUCCCUGAGAAAUUCUUUAAAAGCACCGGAAUCAACAUCUGUGACUGCACCCCAGGAUGUGAGUGGGCCUGAGGAGAAACUCCCAAGUAAACGACCCAGGCUAGAAGACAAGACUGUUUCUGACAAUUUUUUUAUCAAGAAAGAGCAAGUACAAAGUGGUGGAAAUGAUCCAAAGUGGAGUUCACAUCCUACAGCUGCAACUCAGAAUUCCAGCAGUGCAUCCAGCCAGAACAGGAUGGUUGAUUGUCCUGUUUGUCAGAAUGAAGUGUUGGAGUCUCAGAUUAAUGAGCACUUGGACUGGUGCCUUGAAGGUGGUAGCAUCAAAGUCAAAAGUUGAAGAAGUCUUUGAAAGACAAAUGGGUGUCACAUGCCGCCUAUAUUACCCUGCUAACCUAGUGUCAGCCACUCAGGAAGUUCUGGUGAACAUGAAGAUUUGUAGGUUUUAAUGUAGUUCUAAUUUAUAGAUAUAUACAUGAGGUUGCAAUGGAAAAUAUUCUAUGUCGAAAGGUGCUAUAUUCACUUUUGCCUUGUGUAUCCUGUAGCUCAGAGUUUGUUCUGCAUGUGUACAUGUAUAGUUUUUAGAUACUUAUGUUCUUCCUUGCUCUUAAAUUGCAUUUAAAUCUGUUAAUCUUUUUAUUUAUAUACCUUUCCUCAAAAUACACCGGAAUCCUGACAGGUAUUUGGUUAAACUGAGUAUUUCUUUGUUAGUAUUAAAACUCAGUCCUAGAACUGAAGCUAAACAUGUCAGACAUUGGCCAAAAUUACAAUUCCGAGGACAAAGUAUAUCAGUUGUUGUAGGGUACUCAAAGUUUUUUGUUUUUUGGUUUCUUUUUUUUAAUCUCAGCAGGAAAUAUUUUUUAUACAUCUCCAAGAAUUUUAUUUCUGUCAUCACUAAAAGGUGGCAGCUGGUUUUAGGUUAAAGCAUAGAAGGAACAUAGUCAAAUAAACGUUUUAGACGACUACUCCUGCCAUCCUGUAGGCCAGAGUUGAGUGGUUUUCUCAAGAUGUAGCCAGAUGAGUGGUUCACCUGCCAAGGAGCUGGCGUAAGUCACAUCACAACAGCCUCUUUUAUGUUAACAGUGGAACACUGUCUGGAAACAGUAUUAUGAACCUUAAGCCAAAGUUGUAACCGUUACAAUAAAAAGGAAUACCAUUUGUGCAUUUUAAAAAGUAGAUUUCUUUUUAAAAACCUUCUUACUGUGUUGUGGCAGGGACCAAGAUCCUUUCAUCAGUUCACUUUCUCAUGGCUGUACCACUAGCAUGUUGGCCUGGUCCCAAGAGUUGAAUUCACAGGUUUUCUUUCUCCUGAGCUAUGUUGCGACAUGACCUCCACCUACCCGAGGUGCCAGCUCCUCUGUGUGAACUUGGCCUUGGUGCUCCUGGGCGACGGCUGCCUCGGGUCAGGGAGGGAACAGUGCACCUCCUGCAUUCGUGGUCCGCACGCUUCCUAGUCUGCAGCCACAACCCCUGAGGGUAAUCACUUUCUGUUAUGUCUCUGCCACCCUGGGGUGCUUGAGUGUGGUUUUAACUUCAUGAAGUACUACCCUGUUGCCACACUGUAGAAGUUCAUUCUAGGUCGUUGCUCUGAGUGUACAAAUACGCCAGGGUUUAUUCAGCCAUUCUAAUAUUAACGGGCAUCUGAAUUAUUUCCAACCGGGGGCUGGCUGUGACGGAGACUGCUGCUGAAAACAUGCUUCCUCGUUGCUGUUGGGCGUCCACCCAGGAUUGGAGUGCUGGCUCCCCAGGGUACGUGCAUGUGUAGCUUUAGUAAAUACUGCCAGCUUGCCCUCCUGCCAGCAAUGUAGGAGAGUUUCAGCUGUUCAGCUGUCUUCACAGUAUUAUCAGUCCUCUUCAAAUUUAGCUCAUCUGGUUGAGUGUUUACAAGUUUUGAUAACUUCUUAAAUAUGAAGUUGAAAAACAGUAUUUAGUAUUUAUAGAUAAAUGACCUAAAAUAUAUGCGAUUACAUCUUU
Molecule: messenger RNA, 3728 nt
Organism: Nyctereutes procyonoides (raccoon dog)
Lineage: Eukaryota; Metazoa; Chordata; Mammalia; Carnivora; Canidae
Gene: SPRTN
Product: SprT-like N-terminal domain
Exons: 5
Coding region: 889-2094 (401 amino acids)
Biological process (GO): DNA repair
Cellular component (GO): nucleus
Molecular function (GO): polyubiquitin modification-dependent protein binding; metalloendopeptidase activity; single-stranded DNA binding
Source: RefSeq, a predicted model, not a curated record